AUGUUAUCUCGGAAUCCCUCCUACACUCCUUAUUCCAGGGGUGUCGUGAGGUCGGCGCGCCUGAUAUUGCGCCCAGCACCGGUUGUCUACGCGCAAUCAUGGCUGUUGCCUGUACGAGGGCGUGUGAGGCCAUAUUCCACGCGGGUCAAUGAUGAGACUACUCAUAAACGUUCUCUUUCCGUUCCUGCGUUACCCAGGUUCAAUGAAAUUGGUGUUCAGCAUCUUAGCGACUAUGUACAUUCCCAGGUCUUCCCGAACAAAGGUCGAGUACCUGAUCCCGAACUCGUCGCACUCUCCAAAGAUCACCUAGCAAGACAUGACCUUCUUGGCAAAUCUCAAACCGGUGCCGACCCGAUCGCAUUUGAUCUACCGCCCCUCCAUGGCCAGACUCUUGACGAGCAUUUUUACAAGCUUGGAAUGGAUGCAUCGGAGCCAUAUUUGACAAAUGCCAAAACCUUUGCAGCUUUUAGUUGCCCGACGAAACCGCGCAAGUGGGUCAAGCGCAGUGGAUGGACCAAAUAUAAUUCAGACGGUUCAUCGGAGCCUGUGGAUGCGCCUAACGAGGAAAUGCUGACCUUUGAUACCGAGGUCAUGUACAAGGACAACCCUUUUGCGGUCAUGGCUUGCGCGGUGAGUCCGACAGCUUGGUAUGCAUGGUUAUCUCCUUGGCUUCUGGGGGAAUCUCAAGAAAAGGUGCAUUUGGUUCCUUUGGGAGACCCUUCGCAGGCCCGAAUCGUCGUUGGCCAUAAUAUCGGUUAUGAUCGUGCUCGAGUUCUGGAGGAGUAUGAUAUGAAACAGACUCGCAACUUUUUCCUCGAUACCAUGUCUCUUCACGUCGCCGUAAACGGCAUGUGCUCUCAGCAGAGACCAACCUGGAUGCGUCAUAAGAAGAACAAGGACCUGAGAGAUAAGAUUGCGAGCGAGCAUAAUUCUGUGGAAUUGGCCGCGUUGCUUGAAAAUAAUAUGCUCAGAGAAGAGGAAGAAGAACUUUGGGUUGGGAGAAGCUCGGUGAACUCUUUGCGAGAUGUCGCCAAGUUUCAUUGCGACGUCACCAUAGAUAAAGCGCAAAGAGACUUCUUUGGCGAGCUUGAUCGGGAAACCUUGCUCACAAAGUUGGAUGAACUACUCGACUACUGCGCUGCUGACGUUGCGAUUACCCAUCAGGUCUUCAGAAAAGUUUUUCCUAAUUUCUUGGAGACCUGUCCCCACCCGGUCAGUUUUGGGGCCCUUCGACAUCUCUCUUCCGUCAUUCUUCCUGUGAACCAGACCUGGCAGGAAUACCUCACCAACACUGAAGAGACCUACCACAAACGACUCGACGACGUUCAACGGAAACUUCUAGAAUUAUGCGACGAAGCUCUGAAGGUGAAGGCUCAACCAGAUGUCUACACGAGUGAUCCUUGGCUACAGCAGCUGGACUGGUCUGGCCAAGAGAUCAAAAUGGUUAAGGGUAAGAAAAAAGGGGACCCCCCUCGUCCUGCUGCUAGGCAAAAGAAACCGGGUAUGCCGAAGUGGUAUAAAGAUCUUUUUCCUUCCAGCAAUGCCGACAUCAACCUCACCGUUCGAACAAGGAUUGCCCCCAUCCUGCUCAAACUAUCUUGGGAUGGCUACCCUCUGGUCUGGUCCGACAAGUAUGGGUGGACUUUCCGGGUUCCUCGUGAACAAAUUAAGAAAUACGAGAAUCAACCGGUCGUUGUGUGUGACAUGGCAGAGGAGAAGAACCUGCAGCUACGCGAUGACAGAAAGAACACCUACUUAAAGAUCCCUCACAAGGAUGGCCCGCAGGCUCGGUGCACUAAUCCUUUGGGGAAGGGCUACAUGCAGUACUUUGAGCGCGGAAUCUUGUCUUCUCAAUUCGAGCUUGCCAAAGAAGCCUUGGAUAUGAAUGCUUCAUGCUCCUAUUGGAUCAGUGCCAGAGACCGAAUCAUGGGCCAAAUGGUGGUUUACGAAGAUCAAAUCCAGAAAGAUGGCGCGACACAGGAUUCGACUGAAAAUCGACUCGGUUUUAUCCUGCCUCAGGUUAUUCCCAUGGGUACCAUCACUCGCCGUGCUGUGGAGAAUACCUGGCUUACCGCAAGCAAUGCAAAGUCCAAUCGAGUUGGAUCCGAGCUCAAGGCUAUGAUCAAGGCGCCUCCAGGUCAUGUUUUUGUUGGUGCUGAUGUUGAUUCUCAAGAGUUGUGGAUUGCCAGUCUUGUUGGGGACGCCCCAUUCCAGCUACAUGGAGGUAAUGCGAUUGGAUUCAUGACGUUGGAAGGUUCCAAGGCUGCAGGGACCGAUCUGCAUUCCCGCAGUGCUUCAAUCCUGGGCAUCUCGCGUAAUGACGCCAAGGUCUUCAACUAUGGUCGUAUCUAUGGAGCCGGCAUCAAGUUUGCGGCCACGCUUUUGCGUCAAUUUAAUCCUUCUUUGACGGAAAGGCAAACGCAAGAGACCGCAGCCAAUCUUUACAAGGAGACGAAGGGAACUCGGACCUCACGUCGUGCCCUAAGCGAAAGUCCAUUCUGGCGAGGUGGAACUGAAUCAUUUGUGUUCAACAAGCUUGAAGAGUUUGCCGAUCAGGAAAGGCCUAGGACCCCUGCGCUCGGUGCUGGUAUCACGGAAGCCCUCAUGCGCCGCUUCAUAAACAAGGGAAGCUUCAUGACUUCUCGCAUUAAUUGGGCUAUUCAAUCGUCGGGUGUUGACUAUCUUCACCUCCUGAUUGUGGGUAUGGAUUAUCUCAUCCGGCGGUUCAACAUUCAGGCCCGGCUGUCUAUUACUGUUCACGACGAGAUCCGCUACCUGGUGAAGGACGAAGACAAAUACCGGGCUGCCCUCGCUCUCCAGAUCGCCAACGUAUGGACACGUGCCAUCUUCUCGCAGCAAGUUGGCAUUGAUGACCUCCCACAGUCCUGCGCGUACUUCUCCGCCGUUGAUAUUGAUCACGUCCUGCGGAAAGAGGUCGACAUGGACUGCAUCACUCCUUCACACCCUCACAAAAUUCCUCACGGCGAGACUCUGGAUAUUUCUCAACUACUGGCUAAGAACGAGGCAGCGUUCUUGGAUCCGUCUAUUGCCCCCACCUCCCCUCCUCACCCCGAAAACUACGACUAUACCCCCCGGGAAUCGGUCAUGUCCACACUGCAGGCAUCCAAUGAUCUCGCGUUCAUCAAAGCCCAAAUUACUAAGGAUGACAAGGAACUCCGUGAGAUCAUCAAAGAGAAAACGCAAGCCGCCAGUGGCGGCAAGGCCCCUACACCCCGCUCUUCAACCUCGAAAACCAGAGGCAAAUCUACAGGCUGGGUAUCUGCGGAGCCCCAACGAGCGGUUCUGAUGGACCUAGAAUCUGGCUUAUAUCCCGACUUCCGAAACCCUCGCCCAUCAUCCAGCGGAAAUGGCAAGACUCAUCAUCAGGUUGGCAUGUAUCGGUCUUCUUGGAAGCCGCGGCCAUCUGCUCGCGCUUAG
Penicillium daleae is the source of this 3438-nucleotide messenger RNA. RefSeq names its product DNA-directed DNA polymerase gamma MIP1. Bases 1 to 3438 code for a protein of 1145 amino acids. Gene Ontology annotation, biological process: mitochondrial DNA replication. The record is from RefSeq and is a predicted model, not a curated record. Gene Ontology annotation, cellular component: gamma DNA polymerase complex; mitochondrion. NCBI's taxonomy places the organism in Eukaryota, Fungi, Ascomycota, Eurotiomycetes, Eurotiales, Aspergillaceae. The transcript is spliced from 2 exons. Gene Ontology annotation, molecular function: DNA binding; 3'-5' exonuclease activity; DNA-directed DNA polymerase activity.